This is a messenger RNA of Angiostrongylus costaricensis, 531 nucleotides long. Lineage: Eukaryota; Metazoa; Nematoda; Chromadorea; Rhabditida; Metastrongylidae. The record is from the annotation of a GenBank genome assembly.
AUGUUUGCAGGACCUGAUGCUACUAUUGUAACGAAACCGACAUUCAAGUUCUCGUUCUAUCCUCCCAUUCAAUGGACUUACUAUACUCCUCCUCCACCAGCUGGAAUACAACCCGAACAGGCUGCAGUGUAUCCGGAACAGCAAGCUUCACUGAAUGAUGCGCACAGAGUGAUGAAAAAUGAUAUAGAUGCAGCUAUCUUAAAAUCACUCAACAAAAUUGGAGUGGUAGCACGAGGUACAACUUGGCAAACAAGCGGUUAUACUCCUCAGAACUGCCUUAUUCGUACGAAUAAUGGCCAACAGGGCUGGAGAGCUGUAGGCACUUGUGUACCACAAAUCGGAGCAGUAACAACAAUCCGUACCGUCGUCGACUCCGAUACUGGCACAGAUAACGCAAAGAAUGGUUUGCUUCGCGUCACUACUCCUCUACUUGUAACACGCUCUCAGUGGAAGUACCUUGCUUCCGAAGUUUAUAACCAACUCAGUGUAUACUCUAAAGUCUAUUUCACAUCUCCGAUUGAACUUCAAUAA